Molecule: messenger RNA, 672 nt
Organism: Colletotrichum spaethianum
Lineage: Eukaryota; Fungi; Ascomycota; Sordariomycetes; Glomerellales; Glomerellaceae
Product: putative mannan endo-1,4-beta-mannosidase C
Exons: 1
Coding region: 1-672 (223 amino acids)
Molecular function (GO): acid phosphatase activity
Source: RefSeq, a predicted model, not a curated record
AUGCCCAAGAAACUCUCCAAGAACCAGCAAGGCGGUAGCACAACAACGCUCGGCACGCCCUCGACCUCAACGACAAACUCGACCUCCCUCUCGCUCCCGCGGAUCCUCACCGACGACCUGCCCCUGCCAAAGAUCAUCGUCUUCGACCUCGACUACACACUCUGGCCCUUCUGGGUCGACACGCACGUCGCGGGCCCCCUGAAAGCCAACGCGACGCACUCCGCCGCCACCGACCGCCACGGCGAGUCCUUUGCCUUUUACCAGGACGUCCCGCGGAUCCUCUACACCCUGCCGCUGGCGGGGAUCAAGAUCGCCGUCGCGUCGCGCACGUCGGCGCCCGACCUCGCGAAGGACAUGCUGAAGCUGCUGCACGUGCCGCCGCCGAGCGCCGACGAGGGCGGCAGCGGCAAGAAGGAGAAGACAAAGAAGGCGCUCGAGUACUUUGACGGGCCGCUCGAGAUCUACCCGAGCAGCAAGAUUCGGCACUUUGAGGCGAUUUUCCGCAAGACGGGCAUCCCGUUCACCGACAUGCUCUUCUUCGACGACGAGAGCCGGAACCGCGAGACGGAGAGUCUGGGCGUCACCAUGCAGCUGGUGCGCGACGGCGUGACGUGGAACGAAAUCGAAAAGGGCGUGACGGAAUGGCGCAAGAGGAGGGGAUACUCGGGAUAG